Molecule: messenger RNA, 804 nt
Organism: Arthroderma uncinatum
Lineage: Eukaryota; Fungi; Ascomycota; Eurotiomycetes; Onygenales; Arthrodermataceae
Exons: 1
Coding region: 1-804 (267 amino acids)
Source: RefSeq, a predicted model, not a curated record
AUGGCUCUCAGGCUGUUCCCACGGGGGAGGACGGCCAGCUACUACAUCUGCAUCGAUGGCGUUCGUGUUCAUGGCUCGCUGGACUACAAUACGGUGGACCACCACAUCCCCCAUCUCCGCGACUGUCCACGCUCAAGGACGGUGAACUCUCUCGGCCGGCCGGCAGCAGACAUCGACCUGACAGGAGUGGUUCAUCGAUGCGGUCUCUUCGUCAGCCAGCAGGUCGACAUAUCCAUCUUCUACGAGUGUCUACGGAUCCUCGUCAGUACACUGCGAGAGCUCCAGCACCAUCCCUUCCACGACCCAGCAGCAACCCUAUGUGGCCAUCUCGAACGCCUCUUCCUCUCUCACAGCCAGUCCGAUUGGUCCAAACAGUUAAAAUACUUCGCCUGUUUCUCCUACUUGUUCGAUGAAUCGGUCCUCAAAGCCUCUCCGGCCCUUCACAGGGGGAUGAGCACCUUCGUCAUCAGGAACGCCCGCGUUCUCACCCAUCAGGCUCCACUGAGUAUAUCACUGCAGUUCGCCGACCUGUGUUUCCACGCUGACUUUAUGGCCGUCAUGGCCGCUGUGUUCGAGUGUCUGUGCAGCGCUGAUCGGGCAGAGCUUAUACGGUCUCGGGGCACGAUUCCGCUUUAUUUGAGUGGCCGCUGGUCGCUGGCGAUCAUUCAAUACAUCUUUCACCAUUUUGGGGAGAAGGGGAACGUGUGUGAGAAGAUCAAGAUACGUGCUCGACGCCGCGUGAGGAGACGGCAGCGUCAUGGGCCUUUGGAUAGGGGGAUAGGAUUGUUUGCCUGGCCGCGUUGA